Messenger RNA from Pararge aegeria (speckled wood butterfly), 3575 nucleotides. RefSeq names its product phosphatidylinositol 4-kinase type 2-beta (gene Pi4KIIalpha). Bases 398 to 1543 code for a protein of 381 amino acids. The transcript has 10 exons. The record is from RefSeq and is a predicted model, not a curated record. Gene Ontology annotation, biological process: Golgi organization; phosphatidylinositol phosphate biosynthetic process; endosome organization. Gene Ontology annotation, cellular component: trans-Golgi network; plasma membrane; lysosomal membrane. Gene Ontology annotation, molecular function: 1-phosphatidylinositol 4-kinase activity. NCBI's taxonomy places the organism in Eukaryota, Metazoa, Arthropoda, Insecta, Lepidoptera, Nymphalidae.
CCUUAAUACCCCGUACGACGCAUAUGGUUAUCAGUAUCAGUCGCUAGUAUCUGCGGCGACACUUGUGCGUCUUCCCCUAACACUGCAGGGCUUCCUUACACCAACUAAUUAUCAAUACUAAGUCAUUACUCAUACUUUGCUUCCACAAAUUUUAAAUAGAUGCAGUCCUUGACAUUAAAACGCAUUUUUCCAUGUUAAAAUAAUGUUACUUGUUUGUUUGAAAUCUUUUUUGGUAGCAGUUUGACCCAACUUCAGUAUGUUUUUUUAAUCAUAAAGAUGUAAAUGUCUAUUCAUGUUUACACUAUGGUGAACAUAGGCACAGAUUAGAUUUUCAUGUCAAUUUUCAGUGGAUCGUAACAGCUGUGUGUUCAUAAUAUUUGUGUUCCUAGUUAUCCGGAUGGAUUUGUUAUUUGAGUGCAAUGACCCUCAGUUCAGCGAGCUGGUGUGGCAGGCCGAGGUGGCUAUCGACAAUGGCAUCUUCCCGGAGAGGAUCUACCAGGGCUCCAGCGGGUCCUACUUCGUCAAGAAUCCUGGCGGAAAAAUCAUCGGCGUGUUCAAGCCGAAGGACGAGGAGCCGUACGGGCGCCUGAACCCCAAGUGGACCAAGUGGAUGCACAAGCUGUGCUGUCCCUGCUGCUUCGGCCGCUCGUGCCUCAUCCCCAACCAGGGCUACCUGUCCGAGGCGGGCGCCAGCCUCGUGGACGCCAAGAUCGGGCUCGGCGUCGUGCCCGACACCAAGGUAGUGAAGCUGGUGUCGGAGACCUUCAACUACCUGCGGAUCGACCGCGAGCGCUCGCGGCUCAAGCGCGCCAUCACGGAGCAGUUCCCCAACCUGCGGUUCAACCGCAUGGGCUUGCCCCCCAAGGUGGGCUCGUUCCAGGUGUUCGUGGAGGGCUACAAGGACGCGGACUACUGGCUGCGGCGCUUCGAGCAGGAGCCGCCGCCGCCGCACGUCAUGCGCAAGUUCCAGCUGCAGUUCGAGCGGCUGGUGGUGCUGGACUACAUGAUCCGCAACACGGACCGCGGCAACGACAACUGGCUCAUCCAGUACGACGCGCCCGACUCGCGCCACGCCGCCAUGACGGAGCCCUCGGAAUGGAACGGCGGGUCGGAGAUCCGGAUCGCGGCCAUCGACAACGGCCUGGCCUUCCCCUUCAAGCACCCCGACUCGUGGCGCGCCUACCCCUACCACUGGGCCUGGCUGCCGCAGGCCAAGCGUCCCUUCAGCCAGGAAACCAAGGAGCUGGUGCUGCCGCUGCUGUCCGACAUGGGCUUCGUGCAGGAGCUGUGCGACGAGCUGCACGUGCUGUUCAAGAAGGACCGCGGCUUCGACAAGGGGCUGUUCGAGCGCCAGAUGUCGGUGCUGCGCGGCCAGCUGCUCAACCUGUCGCAGGCGCUGAAGGACAACAAGAGCCCCGUGCAGCUGGUGCAGAUGCCCGCCGUCGUGGUGGAGCGGUCCAAGGGCGGCUCGUCGUCGGCGCGCUUCUUCGACUCGUUCCAGCAGCGCUUCCAGCACAAGUCGCCCUUCUUCUCGUGGUGGUGAUCCCGAGCGGCCAGGCGGCCGCGCCGGCGGAACUACGGCGUACGGUUUUGUUAUUGACCAUUAGUUAUCGCAAUGUUAUACCGACUGUCGCAGUCUGAAUCGGAAGCGCGCUCGCCGGGACGGGGUGUGGCGGCUCAUAGCGGCCGCACCCCCCGAAGGGCGCGGCGUACUACAGCCCCUACUUUACUCGGUGUACAAAUUAAAAGAAUUGUUGAAUUAUACUCAACUUAUUUAUUUGAAAGGGCUCGCAACGCGGUAAAAAUUCGGUACAUUUUGGAAACUACGUUAUUAAUAGCGAUUUCGUUCGAAUCGAUCUCGGUUUAACGGAAUCAGGGAACGAAAUCCAUUAACCGAUUAACAAACAGUGAGCGUUGAUUGAGUUGAUUGACCGCUCGUAUUCGAUAUGGAUUUUUAUCGUGUAAGAAACCGAUCAAAGAGCAGCUUUAUAUAAACUUGGUUUCACCUGAAUUAAUAUUAGUCAUUGAGAAAAAUAUUUUAAUCUCUAAGUUUCUUAGCUUGUUGCCAGUUCCGGCAUAGAUUGUGCAAUGUCGAAACUCGAGAGCAUUCAUAGGAAUAUUAACUUCAGCAGCCAACCGCGCGCCUCAGACUGACAUCCUCGACAGUAACAACGUUGCGUUGUAAAACGGACGCGUCAAUAUUUAACUGUAUGCGUCACGUAAGUUAAAACUGUCAGUGUUGUACUGAGGGCGCGUGUGUGAUCGGACCCAGCGAGUCGGAGCUUGUCUCAGAUGUUAUGUUAUUUAUUUAUCGUAAGUUAUAUCGAACCCGGGCGAGCUUUCACUGCGCAUUCCUGACCACUAUCGUUCAGGGAAUAAGGUCAGAAGUGCCGUGAGUCGGCGAACGUGUGAUUUAUGGAAACUUUGAUUUUAUGUGAGUUGCCAACAUUACGUUUACAAGUACGGCGGAGUACAGUAAUAAUUGAAGCAUCCGGCUUUAAUGAAAGUAGUUCUGUAAAAUUCAUUUCGUUUUGGCACCUCCCACAAAAUCAUAGUUUACAACAAGAUGUAAUAUGCUAAUUCGUGUGACUGUUCAUAGAUAACAUAGUAAUAUGUAAACUACUAGCGUAUGGACAUUGUGGGAACUGUCGGGCGACGGCUCUCGCACACCGGGACGUUCCUAGGACUUUCCUGCAAUCACUAGUACAUUUCGUAUGGACCACUGCACACUCGCAAAUAAAUGAUUGCUGGAGGAUUCUCGCAAGGCAAUCCUUGUUUCGGCUCGACCCGCCCCGUGUCCGCGAGCCUUAAGGAACCAGUAUCGCAAGAACGCGGUUUUUCUUCCAUUUAUAAAUAAACUAGUGCUGCCCGCGCGCGCCUCUCGUAGUUUUAAGAGCGUCAUAAAAUAUUCCACUUAUUGUUGCUGUAACUACAUUCAGUACACGUGACGCCGGCCGCUCUGUACCAGGCUGCCAUACCAGGCUGGCCGCCGCGAGGGCCGCGCGGGACUGAACAGGUUCACAUUAUCCUAGACAAAAUAGAUAGUUGAAUUGACUUUACUUCUAUUAUAAUAAAUAUACAGUGCAAAGCAUUAUUGUAUUUAUAUCGAGUCAUUUAUUGUUAAUUGUGUACUUGUGAUAAGUUUAUGUGUGGUCAGUUCAAAUUGUUUUUACGUUAUAACCACACCAAUUAUACAUUUUAAAUUAUUGAUUUCCCCGUGUAGUAGUGGACGACUACCGGAUCCGUGUGAUACCGACUCUGGACCUUAUUCUCUUUUGUAUUGUAAUCUUAACUCUCUUAACCACCAUUGGAAAUAAUAAUGAGUAGAGACGUCAAGUGGCAACGUGUUUAUUACAUUAAGGAAUAAAUUUUUUACAUUAUUAAGAUUUCAAUGUCAUAGAGAACCAAGGCCGAGUAAUAGGGUUAACAUGCAUAAUCAAAAUGCAAUCGUGCGAUCUUUUAUAUUUAAAACUGUUUCUAGCUCUGUAUGGAGAAUCUAUGUAUAUAAGCAUACGUAUAAUGAUUGUAUAAUUGGCAAUUUGUAUCUAUUAUAUAAUAAAUAGUUUCAAAAGCUG